UCUCUUCCCCUUUCUCCAUUUUCUUCAUCUCUGUAACAUUUUGAAUUAGCUAUGGCGCCUAAGGAAAAAAUUGGUGCAGUCACAGCUAUGGCAAUGGUGAAUUUAAAUGGAAUUUCGAAAGAGGUGCAUUAUAGAGGUGUAAGGAAGAGGCCAUGGGGGAGAUACGCGGCGGAGAUAAGAGAUCCUGGGAAAAAAAGUAGGGUUUGGUUAGGUACUUUCGAUACUGCGGAAGAGGCGGCUAGAGCUUAUGAUAACGCUGCUAGAGAAUUUCGUGGAGUUAAAGCGAAAACGAAUUUUCCUCAAUUAGAAAAGGAAAAAGAGGAAGAUCUGAAAUUCGCUGUGAAAAAUGAAAUCAAUCGGAGUCCGAGUCAGACUAGUACUGUUGAGUCGUCGAGUCCGGUUAUGGUUGAUUCAUCAUCGCCGUUAGAUCUAAGUCUAUGUGGAUCAAUCGGCGGGUUUAAUCAUCAUACGGUUAAGUUCCCGAGCUCCGGUGGAGGUUUUACCGGUUCGGUACCGGCGGUGAAUCAUAUGUACUAUAUAGAAGCACUUGCACGCGCCGGAGUUAUAAAUUUAGAAACAAAUCGGAAGAAAACGGUAGAUUACCUCGGUGGUGGUGGUUACUCUGAUUCAUCAACGGUGAUUGAUUUUAUGCGUGUUGACGUGAAAUCAACAACCGCCGGUUUAAAUCUGGAUCUCAACUUUCCUCCACCGGAAAACAUGUGACAUCACCAGAGUCGACGAUGAAGACGAUCGGUGAUAUUUUGCGAGAAACAUUUUUAAUUUAGUACAAUUUCCUUUUUAAUUUAAACAGAAAAGGAAAAAAAAAGUAUAUAGAAUUAGAUAUAUAGAUGAUAGAAAACUGAAGAGCCAUCGCCGUUGCUGCUGCCGCCGUCGCCGCCGGCGACGAUUAAUCACCGCCGAUGUCAAUAUCAAGAAGGGCUGAUCUAUUUUUACCCUUUUUUGCAACAGAAAAACAACAAAUCUAUUUGAUUUUGCCAAGCUGUUGUUUCCAUUAGAUCAUCCUUAUCAUAUUGUUAUUAUAAUACAUUGUUGCCGGUUUUUUCAGCUGAAAAAAAUUAUCACUAUUCUCUAUUUCACUCUGUUAAUUCUUGAUAAAUCGAAACGAGAGGGAAUUAUUCGAAUAGUAAAUACGUUC
This is a messenger RNA of Solanum pennellii, 1156 nucleotides long. Its product is annotated as ethylene-responsive transcription factor 4-like. Gene Ontology annotation, biological process: regulation of DNA-templated transcription. Gene Ontology annotation, molecular function: DNA binding; DNA-binding transcription factor activity. The record is from RefSeq and is a predicted model, not a curated record. The transcript has a single exon. The coding region runs from base 52 to 723 and encodes 223 amino acids. Lineage: Eukaryota; Viridiplantae; Streptophyta; Magnoliopsida; Solanales; Solanaceae.